UAUAUAGCUCCCCCGCGAGGUGCUCUCAACACAGAUAUUCCAAAAUCCUCAUACCACAGAGCUAAAUAACCAAUCAAAAACUUCUCCGAUCAACAACACAAGUUAGAGAUCCUCUUUUCUCCUUGGCAGAGAGAUCCAUCCAAUCCAAUCCAUGGGCAAGAUGCGGUCGCUCUUCUCCCGCAGCGGCAGCAGCCGCCGCUCCUCCUCCUCCUCCAAGUCCCCCCCGUCGUCCACCCGCGGGGCGGAAUCCCCGGCCCGUGCUGCGACCGCCCCGCCCCCGCGACCCGAGGACGAGAUGGAGCGCGUGUUCCGCAAGUUCGACGCCAACGGCGACGGGCGGAUCUCGCGGUCGGAGCUGGCGGCGCUGUUCGAGAGCGUGGGCCACGCGGCCACGGACGACGAGGUGGCGCGCAUGAUGGAGGAGGCCGACGCGGACGGCGACGGCUACAUCAGCCUCGCCGAGUUCGCCGCCAUCAACGCCGCGCCCGACGCCGCCGUCGAGGAGGACCUCAGGCACGCCUUCCGGGUCUUCGACGCCGACGGCAACGGCGCCAUAUCCCCCGCCGAGCUCGCGCGCGUGCUGCGCGGGCUCGGGGAGGCCGCCACCGUCGCGCAGUGCCGCCGCAUGAUCGAGGGCGUCGACCGCAACGGCGACGGGCUCGUCUCCUUCGACGAGUUCAAGCUCAUGAUGGCCGGCGGCGGCGGCUUCGGCAAGAUCGGCGCUUAGAUAGAGCCGGUUCGCUUAAUUUGGCUCUCCAGUCCCCUUCAUUCUUUUGGUUGUAAAUACCCACGAAAUAUACUGCUGUGGUAGCUAGUUGCGAGUCGCACCCGACAUUAUCGGUGAUUUUGUAUAGAUCGGAAUUGUUGGAUCCAGACUGAACAAAAUGCUUCAAUUCCGACUUUCUAUGUUUCUUUUCUCAGUGUACAUCGAACCUAUGCACAAUUAUAAUGACCGAAUGCUUGCUAAAUUA
This is a messenger RNA of Brachypodium distachyon (stiff brome), 971 nucleotides long. RefSeq names its product probable calcium-binding protein CML15. The record is from RefSeq and is a predicted model, not a curated record. Gene Ontology annotation, molecular function: calcium ion binding. The transcript has a single exon. NCBI's taxonomy places the organism in Eukaryota, Viridiplantae, Streptophyta, Magnoliopsida, Poales, Poaceae. The coding region runs from base 152 to 727 and encodes 191 amino acids.